Ciona intestinalis (vase tunicate) is the source of this 1993-nucleotide messenger RNA. RefSeq names its product secreted frizzled-related protein (gene sfrp2). Gene Ontology annotation, molecular function: Wnt-protein binding. Gene Ontology annotation, biological process: canonical Wnt signaling pathway; non-canonical Wnt signaling pathway. The record is from RefSeq and is a predicted model, not a curated record. NCBI's taxonomy places the organism in Eukaryota, Metazoa, Chordata, Ascidiacea, Phlebobranchia, Cionidae.
UGGCAUCUAAGAACGUAGGAAACAGCGUUUGACUUUUUAAUAAGGUGUCAUUUGGAAAAUUGAAAAGCCAUGACUUUCAGUUUUUGCGGCACACGGUUCGUCUGCAUUCACGAGUGUCCUGUGCAAAUAAGGCAAGCAAUUCGCGCACAGGUUUUGUAAAUAAAACUUGCACCCUCUGCCCUUUGUACAUAGCCGGCGCGCGUGCCCGUAAUGAAAACAAGUGUUUUGCCAGGCGCCCAGCGUUUCAUUCACCUCCUUCCUCGAUGUUGACUGUUUAACAUUUAAUUCAACUUUACGGGGCUGGCGGACGUCGCAUGGCGUGCAACGGACGUAUAGGAAGUUUGACGAAAACGAAACAGUUCCCGUGCUUUCAAUUUAAUUUGGGCGUGACACAUGUGCAUGGGCAAAGCAACAGACAAGGCGAGACAACGCAACCAUUGUUACAUUUUCGCGACUCAAGCCGGAAUUUCAGUCGGAUUAUACGUUAGCUUGAAAAUUGCCACCGAGCGGAGGACGGUUCGCCGAGCGACGACUCCCCGAAGUUGAAUUUCAAAGCGAAACCAAAUUGUUUACAAACAAAGGCUCGCGCAUGCGGAAACUAAAAGGUGCCGAACAUAAGUGAAUCCGCUGCUGCCUUUGCUUUUAAGACCAACGUUUAAAAUGAAGAACUUGCAGCUUGUGAUUUUGUACACGAUUUUCGCGUUUGUGAUAUCUACUGGCAGCGGCAAACGGAAGCAGCAAAAAAGACCAAAGAUUCGUCGCCCUUUAAUUUUUCCCCAGCCAGCACAACCUCCAGAUUCAAAGUGCGAAAUUAUCCCCGAACACUUCGGCCUUUGCUAUGGAAUGGAAUACCCCAGAAUGCGACUCCCAAACCUGCUUGGUCACGCCACUAUGACCGAAGUGUUGCAACAAUCGAGGUUCUGGCCACCGCUAGUGUCGAAAGGCUGCAACCCAGAGACGCGCAAGUUUCUUUGCUCAUUGUUUGCUCCUGUGUGCAUGAAAGGAAUCGACAGGUCCAUUCCACCUUGUCGUGGUCUGUGUGAAGCUGUGCGCGAUAAUUGCUCACGCACAAUGAGGAACUUCGGUUACCCGUGGCCAGAAAUCCUCAACUGCACGCAGUUUCCACAACAAGGCCAAAUGUGUAUUGAAGAAGACAGGUCCGGCCUACCAACACCCCCGCCAAAGGUUUGCCAACCGUGCCGACGGAGACGGGCCCUGCAAUAUCUGAAGACCAAGUUUUGCUCGUUCGAUUUCGUGAUGAAGGUGCGCGUUAAAAACUUGUCCUACGGUUACGAUGAAACUCGGAUGGUUAUCAAGCCAAAGCACACGAUUCGUUGGGAUAAAUCACUCCGUGGUACACGAAAAAACGAUCUAUGGAUGCGAGACGGAUUCCAUUGCCGAUGUUCAGUGAUCAACAAUAUCAAAAAAUCUUAUCUCGUGACCGGCUGGAAAACCGCAAACAAACUAGUUGUUCAUUCAAUUUUAAAGUGGAACAAAAAAAGCAAACGGGUUGUAAAAAGGCUCAAACGAGCAAAAUGCUGAACGCGUUAACGUUUGGUUAAAAAUCUGCAAGACAAAAGGGAGAGUCGGACUCCACCGAUCGCUGCCCAGUGUGAUAUUGUUUUUAAAUAUGGUUUAUCAUAUUGCCUGUUUCAUAUGCUUUACUAUUACUUUGCUUUUUCUUGUACCUCCAUUCUUCAAAUAUUUUAUGUCAAAAUUUCGUUACAUUUAUCUCGUCCUAUAUAACCCUGGCUCCAGCAGGUACUAAAGCUUAAACAGGACGAAGUAUUACUGCUGUUUUUAACGAUAAAUCCAAUAUGUUUACCAUCAAACCAGAGCUCGUACUCUGCACAAAACAAAUACUUCUGUCAUUUUUCAGAAUGUUACCUUCUAAGGGAUUUAAAGUAAGAAAUCGGUACUUUUAUUUAAACGGUGUGUACAAAAUUUGAUUGGCUUGUGGGUUGUGAAUACAAUUCUUUGUAGGAUAAUUUUA